ACCAUUUUCCUACUCAUCUCCAAGAACUCAGUUCAACUCAACUCGGCUGAGUGGUCUUUAAAAUAUCCUCGAUUUCCCACUCCCUUCGAACAAUCCAACCUCUGCAUAGGAGCAAAGAAGACGCACUAAACUUGUGAAAUUCAAUCCACAAGGUGUAGGGAUCUGGAGCUGAAGUAAUUGAGAAGUGAGAUGAGAAUUUUCUCCAGGAAAAAGAAGCGGAAAGUGUGAGAGAGUGGAGAAAAUUGUUUUAAAAAAAAACCGGAGAGAAUGAAGUUUUAUAUAUCGGCGAGAGGUAUAAAGAGAUUGACGAUCUCGGAGGCAGGUGGCGGGGGCGGAGGCGGAAGAGGAGCAAUGAAAGGAGGGAAAGGAUCGGCGGCGGCGGCGGCUGGAGGAGGAACACGGCGGAUAUAUCAGCGCAGGGUGUUGUUGCCGGUGGUUUUGACGUUAGGAUUACUUUUGCCCUUUCUUUUUGUUAGAACUGCUUUUGUCGUUCUUGAAUCGGCUUCGUUUUGCUCUUCUUCUCUAGAUUGCAUGGGAUGGAGGAUUUUCGGCGGGAAUGAUCCAGCUCUGCUCAGAGAAGAGCUGACAAGGGCCUUACUGGAGACAAGCAGCACCGAUGGUCAGAUUGGAAUUAGAGAAAUAGAAGAUCCAACUUUGCUGCCAGCGUCAUUUAAGGAUCUUGUGAAAGAUGUGACAUCAAACAAACAGGACAUAAAAACCUUCGCUUUCAAGACCAAAGCUAUGAUGGCUAAGAUGGAACAAAUGGUUCAAUCGGCAAGGCGGCAUGAGUACAUCAACUGGCAUUUAGCUUCUCAUGGCAUACCAAAGAGCCUACAAUGCCUCUCUCUCAUACUAGCUGAAGAAUAUGCUGUCAAUGCAAUGGCUCGCUCCCGCUUACCUUCGCCUGAAUUUGUUUCUCGCCUUACCGACCCCUCAUUUCAUCAUGUUGUUCUUUUAACUGACAAUGUCCUCGCCGCUUCUGUUGUCAUCUCCUCUGCUGUCAACAGCUCCACCCACCCCGAAAAAUUUGUUUUUCAUGUAGUUACUGAUAAAAAGACCUAUACAGCAAUGCAUGCAUGGUUUGCCAUGAACUCUAUUAAUUCAGCUGUGGUGGAAGUCAAGGGACUCCAUCAAUAUGAUUGGUCACAUAAAGUUAAUGUUGCCAUUAAGGAGAUGUUAGAGAUUCAUCACCUAAUCUGGAAGAACAAAUAUGUCAGUCUCAAGGAGGAAGUCUUCGGAUAUCAGCAAGAAUUGGAGAAGAAUUUAGAGGUGCUAAGCCCCAGCUUUGUAUCCCUCUUGAAUCACCUCCGCAUUUAUAUACCUGAGCUAUUUCCGGAUCUGGACAAGAUUGUGUUCUUGGAUGAUGAUAUUGUUGUACAACAUGACUUAUCAUCUCUAUGGGAAUUGGAUCUCAAUGGGAAAGUUGUUGGUGCAGUUGUUGACUCAUGGUGUGGACGUGACUGCUGCCCCAGAAGAAAAUACAAUGACUUCUUCAACUUUACAAACCCAAUGAUAUCAGCCAAGUUGGAUUCUGAUCGUUGUGCAUGGCUAUAUGGAAUGAAUAUGUUUGAUCUUCAAGCAUGGAGAAAGACCAACAUCACUGCAACUUAUCAUCAAUGGCUUAAGCUCAACCUCAACCAUGGUUUUACUCUUUGGCAUCCUGGAGCACUUCCUCCUGCUUUAUUGGCAUUCGAAGGACACAUGCAGCGCAUUGAUCCUUCAUGGCAUAUGGCUGGGUUGGGUCAUCGGGUCACACAAGUUAAUAAAUACAUGUUGGAAACUGCAGCAGUUAUACAUUUCAGCGGGCCUGCAAAGCCUUGGCUUGAGAUUGGGGCCCCUGAGGUACGUAGUUUCUGGUAUAGGCAUGUGAAUUUCUCCAAUGGAUUCAUCAAGAGAUGUGGAAUAACGGGGUGAAUAGGAAAAGAUCUCUUACUCAUCAUAUAUUUGGUUUUGGCACUACACAAGAGGUAAAGUGUGAGACAGAGGGAAGAAGGUUUUGCUUUCAGUCUCUGCUCAUGCUAGUUUCUCUACAAUAUGAGAUUGUUAUCUUUGUCCAUAGAAUAGAAAUAGAUGAAGAUAGCAUGAAAUGUAGUAUACGACCUAGAUAUUGAUCCUCGAGAGACCAUAGGACCGAAGAUGUAAACUAUAAGUUAAGUCGUAAAGCUAUCUUACAAGUUUCUCUAUAUUAUUUUUAACAAAAUAAUGCAACUUCUAAUCCUCGUUAUGUUGCUAA
Molecule: messenger RNA, 2233 nt
Organism: Coffea eugenioides
Lineage: Eukaryota; Viridiplantae; Streptophyta; Magnoliopsida; Gentianales; Rubiaceae
Product: probable galacturonosyltransferase 15
Exons: 7
Coding region: 268-1914 (548 amino acids)
Molecular function (GO): polygalacturonate 4-alpha-galacturonosyltransferase activity
Source: RefSeq, a predicted model, not a curated record